CUGGGUCAAGGGGCCACUGCCAGUGUCUACAAGGCACGCAACAAGAGGUCCGGUGAACUGGUGGCGGUGAAGGUGUUCAACGUUUUGAGCUACAUCCGCCCCCAUGAUGUCCAAAUGAGAGAGUUCGACAUGCUCAGGAGGCUCAACCACAGCAACAUCGUCAAGCUGUUUGCUGUGGAGGAGCUGAAUUCUAAGCAGAAGGUGCUGGUGAUGGAGUACUGUUCUGGAGGGAGUCUGCUCAACCUGCUCGAGGAGCCAGAAAAUGCCUUCGGCCUGCCGGAGACGGAAUACCUGACCGUGCUGCAGUGCAUAGUGCAGGGUAUGAAUCAUCUGCGAGAAAACGGCGUGGUGCACCGGGACAUCAAGCCCGGGAACAUCAUGCGUCAGGUCGGAGAGGACGGCAAAUCGGUCUACAAGCUGACAGACUUUGGGGCAGCGAGAGAGCUGGAAGAUGAUGAGAAGUUCAUGUCGAUUUAUGGAACGGAAGAGUACCUGCACCCAGACAUGUACGAACGCGCUGUGCUGCGUAAACCUCAUCAGAAAUCCUACGGCGUGAGUGUGGACUUGUGGAGUAUAGGGGUAACCUUGUACCAUGCUGCCACUGGGAGACUUCCCUUCACGCCUUUUGAAGGACCCCGCAAGAACAAGCCCACCAUGUACAAGAUUACAACGGAGAAACCAAUGGGAGCCGUAGCUGGCGUGCAGCGAGUGGAAGGCGGACCGAUAGAGUGGAGCUACCACCUACCUCACAGCUGCCAACUCUCACAGGGUCUGAGGGUGUUGCUGGUCCCUGUCCUGGCCGGUAUCAUGGAGGCUGACCAGGAGAGGUGCUGGGGUUUCGACCAGUUCUUCACAGCCACCACAGACAUCCUGCAGCGACAGCCCGUCCACCUCUUCUCCCUGCAGCAGGCGGCGGCCCACUGCGUCUACAUACACCACUACAGCACUGUGUCGGUGUUCUUGGAGGAGGUGGCGUCUCAGACUGGUAUUGGCAUCCAGCAGCAGCACCUGAUGUACCUGGGCCAUGAACUGCCCCUGGAGGGCAGCAUGAAGGUGGUCAACCUCCCCAGUACAUCAUCUUCUCGGCCUCUAAUUCUGCUGAGCUACGCGCCUGAAGCCCACACCAGCCUGCCUUUCAGAGAGCCUGAGACUCCCAUCAUCCCGUCCAGGUUUGACGUUUUGGCAGACUAUAGUUUCUCCAAGGCAAUUGUGGGUGUGGUCCACCAGUAUCUGACGAUUAUACAGCUGCUUCACAAGCACAAAGAGCUGCUACUGGAGGGAUACUACAGUUACAUGUUGAAGCUGCGUGAUGAGUGUAGAGAGGCCAUGCACAUUAUUACAAAGAUCUCCAUUAGAUUGCAGUCCUGCCUCAACACUCAACACAGGAUUCAUAAACUAGGCCUUUACUCCACAGAAAAUCACAGCUCGGGGGAUAGCAAUCAAAAGCUGCUGCAGCUGCAUGAACACCUGCCCAUUUACACAGCUGGAAUCCAAGAGUUCCAAAAGAGGCUGAACCUCCUUCAGAUAGAGCAGGCCAAGCUGGCCGAGACUCUGGCCAACGAUAAGAGCUGCCAGAAGAUGGAGAUGCUGCUGCAGAAGAUAAUGACAAUUCAUCAGCAUUAUCGAAAAGACCGACUUACCGGCAAGUUGGCGUAUAAUGAUGAGCAAAUCCACAAGUUUGAGAAGAUCCACCUGUCAUCCCACAUUAAGAGAGUGAAAUCUCUCUUCAGAGAGGAAUGCGUGCAGAGAUACAAAGAUCUCUUGGCUUCAGCCAGGACAUGGAGCAGCCUCAUGCAAGAAAUGCAGACCCGACUACAGGACUUCACCUCUUUCUCCUCAGACUUGUUUGGAGACUUGGAAAUGAAUGAGCAGCAGCAGACUAAGGCCAUGGACAGAAUCCUUCACACUCUGCAGUCUAAGAGAGAGGAACAGCCAGGAAUAGCAUCCAGGGACAAGGACCAGAUGGUAUCCAGGAUGCACCAUUUAAGGGGAGAAAUGGAGAUUUUGGUGCGAGAACUACAGUGUAACAACAGCAUCAUUGAGAGUCUUGGGGCAGUUAACUCGGCAGCAUCCCUGAAGCUGAAUCCGAACAGGCCCUCCACACUGUGACAUGGAAUGCCACAACCCUGGAUCUUACCUCAAAAAUUCACAUCUCUGAUAAUCAUUUCAUUUAAGUGCCAUCGAUGAACAAUACGGUGGAACAUCUUUUAAGAAACGACUGCAGUCUUUUAUGCAAAGUGCAUGCAGACUAUCAAUGAAAAAGCAUUUUAGUUGGAUGCUAUGAUGCACAGAGAGAUGGGAGAUGACUAUUGAUGGAUUUUUAUUCAGUGUUUGUGUGUGCUGGCUGAGUACAGCAGUUUAAUGCCUUUAGCGAUAUUGGAUUUUUUUAAUGGGCUGCCAUUAUGAUAAACUGAAACUAAUUGAAUGCAUUUCCUGUUUUACCACAGAAUAAGCACUGGCUUCUCCUGGGACUGUAAACUAGCAUGCCAUUUUUAAAUCUUGGCUUGAAAGGUACAACUUGAAGAAGUAGUCAAAUUCAUGCCAAUUCAUUUUUAAAUGCAAUACAAGUUUUAAUCCAGUUAAAUCAAACCAAAUUUUAAAUCAGUCCAAUUCAUACAGAACCUCCUCAAAAAGGAAAAGAUUAGCUAAGGAAACCAACACAUUGCUUUUAAGGUUCUCUUCAAUUCAGUCUUCCAUCCUGAGCUGAACAGGAAGAAAGCUCUUUGAGAAGCAGACUCAGGAAGAGUGGCCAUCUCCCCCCAGCCCCUGGGGGUCGAGAGGGCAGGAAAAGGGGCACAGCAAGCAGCCCAACAACAGGUCAGGGAUGGCUGCUGAGUAAGAGAAGCACCAACUUAGCCUUCAACGGACUCUUGCUGAAAUACUUCGGAAAUUAAAGUUCCCGCCCGUGACUGUUACUUGGGAUUAUAGGAAGACUCAUUUUUUUCUUUUGUACUUUUUAAAAGGUUUUGGUUGCAAAUAAACAUAUAAUAAGUGAUCAUUUAAAAUACAAACUUAUUUUAAAUGUCUUGAAUAAAAAGACUUUUGGACUUCAAAA
Messenger RNA from Menidia menidia (Atlantic silverside), 3055 nucleotides. The record is from the annotation of a GenBank genome assembly. Lineage: Eukaryota; Metazoa; Chordata; Actinopteri; Atheriniformes; Atherinopsidae.